Apis dorsata (giant honeybee) is the source of this 1923-nucleotide messenger RNA. RefSeq names its product ubiquitin-conjugating enzyme E2-17 kDa (gene eff). Gene Ontology annotation, molecular function: ubiquitin conjugating enzyme activity. Bases 248 to 691 code for a protein of 147 amino acids. The record is from RefSeq and is a predicted model, not a curated record. The transcript has 7 exons. Gene Ontology annotation, cellular component: nucleus. Gene Ontology annotation, biological process: protein polyubiquitination; ubiquitin-dependent protein catabolic process. NCBI's taxonomy places the organism in Eukaryota, Metazoa, Arthropoda, Insecta, Hymenoptera, Apidae.
ACUAGUUGCCGAUAAAAGGAAAUCCGUGGAGUCUCUGGCUUAAUUUCACAAUAAAAGACACAAUUGCAAAUAAUUUGCUUGAAUAUGAAGGGGACAGUGCAAGAAUAGCUCACGGAUGCUGAUUUGACCAACGCUGUAAGGCUACGUUUAGAAGGCAGCCAUCUUGCAAUCCCUAAUCAAAGAUCUUCGGCUAGCGGCUAUCGCUGUCUGAUUUUCAGCCGGUUAAUAUCAACACACAGUUCAACAAAUGGCUUUAAAACGAAUUAAUAAGGAACUUCAGGACCUUGGUAGAGAUCCACCUGCGCAAUGCUCUGCUGGUCCUGUAGGAGAUGAUCUAUUCCAUUGGCAAGCAACUAUUAUGGGACCACCUGACAGUCCAUACCAAGGAGGAGUAUUUUUCCUUACAAUUCAUUUCCCCACAGAUUAUCCAUUUAAACCACCUAAGGUUGCUUUUACAACCAGAAUUUAUCAUCCAAAUAUCAACAGUAAUGGAAGUAUUUGUUUGGAUAUUUUAAGAUCGCAAUGGUCCCCAGCACUUACCAUAUCAAAGGUGUUACUGUCAAUAUGCUCUUUGCUCUGCGAUCCAAAUCCAGAUGACCCUUUGGUACCAGAGAUAGCAAGGUUAUACAAAACUGACAGGGAGAAGUACAAUGAAUUGGCACGUGAAUGGACGCGCAAGUAUGCCAUGUGAUGCGUCAAUCUCCGUUGAUUUCAACAUCUAAAAACCACCAACAAGCAGCCCCAGCCUAUUGCCACUUAUGCAUCAGCACCGAUUGAAAUUAGCUAUGGCUCGUCUACUUUAAAACUUAAGCCAGUACUCGGGUUCGAAGAAUGCUCAGACAAACGUGAUCAAUCUGAAGUUCCCUUCGUACCGAGAGGCCUGCGAAUAUUGAGACGUUGCCACAAUGGCAAUUGAGGCAAUUUGAAAGGUGGUCACAUAACAUUAUAUAUAUAUAUAUAAAUCAGGAAAAAAAAAAGAAACAUGUCCGCUUUGAUUUUCAUAAAUAAAAAUGGAAGUAAAAUAUAGGAGAGUGAAAGUAGGAUUUGUAUUUGAAUUUAAUAGUUUAAUUUCUAAUUAUUGUGCUUAUAAUAUCGUAAUAUUAUAUACCUACUUUCUCAGUGAAAUGAAAACCUUGAACUGACAGCACACCGAUUGUUAGUUUUAACGCAAGUGAGCAAUGUUUGCCCGUCCCUUGGAACGAUGCGGUCACUUUUUUGUAAGACUGGGCUAUAUAUAAAUACUACUGAAACUAUACCUGUAUGUUUUGUUCAAUUAUUAAAAUUCCUUACCUAUCUAACAAAUUCUACGAGUAACUCGAAAUUUAUAGUUUGGUUCCUGUGUGUGUGUAGUAAUUUAAUUAUGCAUAUCGUUAAUCGAUAAAUUGGACUAUACAUCUUAAAAUAAUUCAACGUACGUAAAAUAAUAAAUUUUGGUGACUUAAAUGACCGCGACAUAAGUACCUGCCGUUCAUGGGCCCGUGCGAUACUAAUAUCAAUCAAAGGCAUUCACGAUUUCUUAUGACGUCGUUUGGCUUUAUUUACAUAUGAAAAAUGUAGUCAUCGAUGUCACUAUUUAUCGAUAAAUGAUGAGAGCGAAAUACAUUUUGUUUGAAUUCUUAUAUAAAACGCGUUACAAAAUAGAUAAGAAAUGUUUCAAAGAGCCCUAGAGCUUAACAAUGGAUUUGUAAAAUCCUCUGAAUUCAUUUUAUAAUAGUGCGUCAUUAUAUAAUCAAUAAAGUCAUGCGUCGUACCUUGCGAAUUAAGAAUUCGCCCGUCGCUAUGUUUUACUCGAAUCAAUGCGUUAAUUAUUGUUUUGCGUGUAAAUUUUUCUUUAAGCGAUUUUUUAUUAUUAUUUAGUACUUGUCUUAAGUUUCCUUUCCAUCCACAAUAUAAGUAUAUACAUACCAUCACAUCCCAUUAUUA